Molecule: messenger RNA, 898 nt
Organism: Sturnus vulgaris (Common starling)
Lineage: Eukaryota; Metazoa; Chordata; Aves; Passeriformes; Sturnidae
Source: RefSeq, a predicted model, not a curated record
AUGUUCCGCGGACGCCGUGCUUGGUUCUCGCAGAGCGUCAGCCCGGGCCCGCGGGGGCUCUGGGCGGACGGUGGCGGGACGAUCACCCACUGGCUGGAUGCCGAGUACCUCUUCAGCAGCGACGCCUCUCACCCCGACACCCGCAGCAUACACGAGAGCCUCAGUUACUUGGAGGGCAGAGCCACGGUCUUUCACUCCUGUUACCUCUCAGUGUGUGCAGACACUGGCACCGGAGAGAAGCCCCCAGUGGUUCUGGGCCACUUCGUCCUGCCUCCUGCCUGCCUGCAAGAAGAAAUCAGAAGGAAAAUUGGCUGGUUUAUUUGGGAGAAGGCAGAUGCCCUUGAAGAACAGCCCAAUGAACAUACGGCAGAGGAACCAGAAGUGGCAAGAAAUGGCAGUGAGGAAGAAACAGGGGAGGAAGUGCUAGACCUGGCUGAGAGUGAAGAAACAGACUCUGAAGCACCUGCCCAGGGAGAAUUUCCAUACCGUGCCCUCCAGGAAUACCCAAAAAAUAACAUGGUGACAGGCUAUGCCUCUGCACGGGACAUGAAGAAAUACGAGGGGGAACUCCAUGACUUUAUCCCUGGCACCUCAGGCUAUGCAGUGUACUGGGUUCAAAGCAAAUUAAGCAUUUACUGCAAGACCAAAAAGAAGAGGAAAUUUUAAGGAACAGGUGGUUGGAGCAGCAAAAACUUCACUGUAAGAGCUGCCAGAUGAUUUAUAAAUUAUCUGACUGCAGCUCAGAGUUUUCAAUGUGUUAUUUAAGUACUGGCUACAGUUAUUACAGUAUUUGCUUCUUUAAGUAACUACUUAAACUAAAUUUCACAACAAACAUAAAUACAGACAUUCCUUCUCAAAACACAAAAUAUUUUGUUUUUAUUCCGGGGUGAGGUGGUGG